UGGUAGCCUAAGAACAACUGUCAGAGAGUUGAGGUUAGGUAGAAAAAGAAUCACAUAAUUCCUCAACAUGUCUUUACGAACGGUGUCCCGAGUGUUAUUAAAACACUUAAAUACCCAAAAACAAUUCAGCAACACGAUAAAGUUAUCAAGCCUAGGAUCGCAAACUCUGGUGAGGCAUUGUUCAGACAAAACCAACACAGACAACAAACUGCAGGUUUAUUUUGGUAAUCUCAGUCGCCAAAUCAAAAAUGUUAAGAUAUUCUCAUUGAUGACCAGUGUUGCUGGUUUAGCAGCUCAACCAAUCAUUUACUUGGAGCUUUCCAAACUGCAAAGUGUGCCUCUAUUAGUAGUGGGAUGCUCAUUUGUUGGUUUCUUCACCUUUGCAACGCCCAUACUGUUGCACUUUGUCACAAAAAAAUACGUUAUUAAGCUAGAUUAUGAUAGAGUCAAUGGAAGUUAUAUAGCAACUACCUACAAUGUUCUUUGCAUGGAGAAGAAACUGGAGUUUAAGCCAGAUGAUGUGUACGUACCUGACGUUCCUGGCAUGUUCACGACGUUGUUCGCUAAGAAGAAGGCGCUGUUUUUAGAAGCCUCAGCCUUCGAUGACCCUACACAUUACGCGAAAAUCAUGGGUUACGAUAAACCCAUGGAUUUCAAGUUGUACACGGCUCCACCAGACGAAGUUACCAAGAAAUAAGUUAGCUUUAGUUUGUUAUUAAUGUUGUAGUAAUAA
Nicrophorus vespilloides is the source of this 733-nucleotide messenger RNA. RefSeq names its product transmembrane protein 70 homolog, mitochondrial. The transcript has 2 exons. Bases 68 to 697 code for a protein of 209 amino acids. Gene Ontology annotation, cellular component: mitochondrial membrane. The record is from RefSeq and is a predicted model, not a curated record. Gene Ontology annotation, biological process: mitochondrial proton-transporting ATP synthase complex assembly. NCBI's taxonomy places the organism in Eukaryota, Metazoa, Arthropoda, Insecta, Coleoptera, Silphidae.